CUCAAAGCAGCAGCGACAACGUUUGCAUUCGUCCCCCCUGUGUUCCUUUUAUUUACACUCUCGCCCUCUCAAAUCCAAAAGCAGGACCGCGAGGAAAGCGGUCACGCGCCGCCAUGGGCUACGAGAACGCGCCGGGCGGCGGCGGCGCGGGGAAGCUUUCGCUCGCCAGCGUGGGCUUCGCCGGGGCAGGCGGGAACGGCGUGGGUGGCGGCUACAAGGAACUGCUCGUCAUGGCGCUGCCUAAUGACGACGGCCUCGACGGCGCCAAGGUCGCCGCGGUCAUCGGCGUCAGGCUGCCGGACGUUGGAGGGGCCGUGAGGGCUAUUUUGGGGCGCAGAGAGGUCAGAGAAUUUGCCAGUGGGGCAUUAGCUGGUGCUAUGUCUAAAGCUAUUCUGGCCCCUCUUGAGACUAUCAGGACAAGAAUGAUUGUAGGAGUAGGAUCUAGGCAUAUUUUUGGUAGUUUUGUGGAGAUCAUCGGACAAAAUGGGUGGCAAGGGCUUUGGGCCGGUAACACAAUCAACAUGAUCCGUAUUAUUCCAACACAAGCAGUUGAGCUCGGAACAUUCGAGUGUGUCAAAAGGAGCAUGGCAGAAGCACAAGAGAAAUGGAAACAGGAUGGAUAUCCAAAGAUACAACUUGGUAAUCUGAAAAUCGAACUUCCGCUCCACUUCUUAUCUCCGGUUGCUAUUGCUGGUGCAGCUGCUGGAAUAGCUGGCACAUUGACGUGCCAUCCUCUUGAAGUUAUUAAGGAUCGCUUGACAAUCAAUCGAGAGGUUUAUCCUAGCAUUAAUCUUGCCUUCAGCAAGAUCUACCGAACUGAUGGUAUUGGUGGUCUCUAUGCUGGCCUCUGUCCAACGCUAAUUGGCAUGCUUCCUUACAGCACAUGCUAUUAUUUUAUGUACGAUACAAUCAAGACCUCUUACUGCCGCUUACAUAAGAAGUCAUCUUUGACUCGUCCUGAGCUACUAGUUAUUGGAGCUCUGUCAGGUCUCACUGCAAGUACAAUUAGCUUCCCACUAGAAGUAGCGAGGAAGCGGCUAAUGGUCGGUGCUCUGCAGGGGAAGUGCCCGCCCAACAUGAUCGCCGCCUUGUCAGAAGUGAUCCAGGAGGAGGGCCUCUUGGGACUUUACCGUGGGUGGGGUGCGAGCUGCCUGAAGGUCAUGCCUAAUUCCGGCAUCACCUGGAUGUUCUACGAGGCAUGGAAGGAUAUCCUUCUGGCUGACAAGGACAAGCAGCACGCUUAAUGAACGAGCUGUUGAACAAUGAAGGCAUUGCCGUAGAUGAAGUUUGCUCCUUGGCAGGGAUUCCUGUUCCCUUUUCAGUUUUGGAAUCCCGCCCGUGCUGGUUAGAUAGGAUGCACCGCUCUUUUUGGCCGAUGAGUAGAAGCAUUUAUUGUUUCUCACCAAUUCAGAACAUCUAAGCACCAGUUUUUUUGUUUUUGUUUUUUGUUAGCAAACCGAAUUCAUGAGCUCGUAAUAUUAUGAAUGCAGUGAUUCAUCGAAAAGAAAAUAUUAUGAAGGAAAAAGGUUUAUUUUU
Phragmites australis (common reed) is the source of this 1536-nucleotide messenger RNA. RefSeq names its product probable mitochondrial adenine nucleotide transporter BTL1. Gene Ontology annotation, biological process: transmembrane transport. The transcript is spliced from 5 exons. The record is from RefSeq and is a predicted model, not a curated record. Lineage: Eukaryota; Viridiplantae; Streptophyta; Magnoliopsida; Poales; Poaceae. Bases 114 to 1244 code for a protein of 376 amino acids.